UCGCCGGAGCCCUGCAUGGACGGGCAUGGGCCAGCGGGCAGCCCCGUCCCGCGCCGCCGCCGCCGCCGCCGCCGCCCCGGCCCCGCCGCGCCCGCGCCCGCAGCUCCGCCCGCCGCCGCCGCCGCUGCUGCUGCUGCUGCCGCUGCUGCUCGGCCUCGGGCUGCCGCACGCAGGCCACUGCCAGCAGCCUGCCCAGUGUCGGAUCCAGAAGUGCACCACGGACUUUGUGUCUCUGACCUCGCACCUGAACUCCGCCCUCGACGGCUUCCACUCCGAGUUCUGCAAGGCCCUGCGUGCUUAUGCUGGCUGCACGCAGCGGACGUCCAAAGCCUGCCGGGGCAACCUCGUGUACCACUCCGCAGUGCUGGGCAUCAGCGACCUCAUGAGCCAGAGGAACUGUUCCAAGGACGGACCCACGUCCUCCACCGACCCAGAGGUGACCCAUGAUCCUUGUAACUAUCACGGCCCAGAAGGGGCCAGAGAACACAGAGGCGGGGACGAGAGUUCCCCCAAUUACCUUUUUUGUGGUUUGUUUGGAGAUCCUCACCUUAGGACAUUCAAGGAUCACUUCCAGACCUGCAAAGUGGAAGGGGCCUGGCCGCUCAUUGACAAUAAUUACCUGUCGGUUCAAGUGACAAACGUGCCGGUGGUCCCUGGAUCCAGUGCCACCGCGACUAAUAAGGUGACCGUCAUCUUCAAGGCGCACGGCGCGUGCACGGAGCAGAAGGUGUACCAGGCCGUGACGGACGACGUGCCCGCCGCCUUCGUGGACGGCAGCGCGGGCGGCGCCAGCGUGCGCGUGGAGGCGCGGGAGGGCGGGCGCGUGGCCCUGCACGCGCGCCACCUGGCCAGCACCGUGCUGGUGCGCCAGCUGGGCCGCUACCUGACGCUGGCCGUGCGCAUGCCCGCCGCGCUGGCGCUGGCCCACGACGACGGCCACGACCUGCAGCUGUGCGUGAGCGGCUGCCCGGCCGCCGAGCGCAUCGCCGACGGCCCCGGCCCGGCCGGCCUGGCGCCGGGCCCCGCGGGCUUCACGCUGCAGAGCGCCCGCGCGCGCUGCGGGGACACCAUGCCCCAGCGGGACAUCUACUUCCAGUCGUGCGUCUUCGACCUGCUCACCACCGGCGACACCAACUUCUCGGCCGCCGCGCUCAGCGCCCUGGCCGACGUGCGCGCGCUGCACCCGCGCCGCGAGCGCUGGCACCUGCCACCGCGCAGCGGCCACGCCGCGCCCCCGCAGGCGCGGGUGGGCGCGGGGCUGCUGGGCGCCCUCCUGGCCCUGGCCCUGGCCCUGGCCCUGUAG
Messenger RNA from Sorex fumeus (smoky shrew), 1303 nucleotides. RefSeq names its product repulsive guidance molecule BMP co-receptor b (gene RGMB). NCBI's taxonomy places the organism in Eukaryota, Metazoa, Chordata, Mammalia, Eulipotyphla, Soricidae. Gene Ontology annotation, biological process: BMP signaling pathway. The record is from RefSeq and is a predicted model, not a curated record. The coding region runs from base 26 to 1303 and encodes 425 amino acids. Gene Ontology annotation, cellular component: plasma membrane. Gene Ontology annotation, molecular function: coreceptor activity. The transcript is spliced from 3 exons.